Molecule: messenger RNA, 720 nt
Organism: Aspergillus caelatus
Lineage: Eukaryota; Fungi; Ascomycota; Eurotiomycetes; Eurotiales; Aspergillaceae
Exons: 5
Coding region: 1-720 (239 amino acids)
Source: RefSeq, a predicted model, not a curated record
AUGUCUGGUAUCCAGGAUAGCAAGUGGGCUAAUGCCCCGACCACUGCUGCAGCCGCUGGAGCUGGGGGAGACCCUAACCGCGGUGGUCGGCGUGGUCGAGAUGGCAAGAAGCCCCCGACUGACCGCGUAACGGUCAAAACGAAGCCUUGGGUCUGCAGAAACGGAUGUGGUACCCAACAUCCGGGAAAGGUAUGCCCCAUGACCGAACUCGGUCAGCAACUGUGGACUCUCCGUGAGCAGUACCUGGCAGAGCAGGAUAGGAUCGUGGCGGCUGCUAUCACCCCAUUUCGUCCUGCCUCUAACCCCCCUGCCGACCUCUCCGGUGCUUCGGCUCCUUCCCGUCGUCGUCGUCGUGGGGCCCCUAGUGGUGCGAAUACGCCCACACCUGGUGGCUCUAGCAUCCGCCCUCUGCCCGCGGCCGCCGAUGGAAACAAUAACUCCUCGGCUGGGAACCGGAACGAGGGAGGCGAAAGGCAGCUCAAUCACCAGCAGAGACGUUCGCGUGCUCGGCUGCAAGCCUAUCGAGCCCGGCAGCGGCAGCAACAACAACAACAUACCUCCACUGGAGAUACCCAGGACACCGAGAUGGCCACGGCCCCAGCAGGCGAGAAUCAGCCAGAGACCAUCAGCGCUCCUGCCGCUGCUCCUGGUGCUGAAGCCCUGGAAGGCGAGGAAUCAUCCGUCCAAACUCUAUGUGUGAGAAGUAAGGAUCCCUCUUGA